UGUGAGUCCUGUCAUUUCAGUGAACCGUGUUUUAAUGCGGCAUGAUAAUGAAGCUUUGAGCUGAUUGACAAUAUCGAUCACACUAUAAGGAUAGUACUAUUUCUAUACUGGUUCGAGUCUUCGCCGAUGAUCGUUGUGUUACCCUAAAACCCUAUCUAACGGAUACCAUUUGCACGACUAAAGGUCCGAGAGUCAUGGUGAUGGCUGUGUGGAGGGUUGGUGUGUGCCCACUGAAACAGGUGCGGGGUGCCUAUCUGAUCAGGGUCAGUGUCCGCAGUCUGUUCAGUGAGUCGGGCGUUUGGGAGAGGGACUACAGGACCGAGACCCGGCGUAGAGUGGAGCAGUGGUGGCACACGCGCAUCCAGGAGCAAUGGCAGAGAGACGGGAUGGACCAGAGCUCUCAGAAGAAGUUCUACGUUCUCUCCAUGUUCCCGUAUCCAUCGGGUCGACUUCAUAUGGGCCACGUGAGAGUUUACACAAUUAGCGACACCAUCGGCCACUUCCAGAGGAUGAGAGGCCAUCAGGUGUUGAAUCCGAUGGGAUGGGAUGCAUUUGGUCUACCGGCUGAGAACGCUGCCAUUGAACGAGGCCUAGACCCAGAGGAGUGGACCAAAAGUAAUAUUGAGUCGAUGCAGCAGCAGCUGGACAGUCUGGGACUCUGCUUUAAUUGGGAGCGGGAGGUCACGACCUGUCUCCCUGACUAUUAUAAGUGGACACAAUAUCUGUUCAUCAAGCUGUUUGAGGCUGGACUGGCUUACCAGAAAGAGGCUCAUGUGAAUUGGGAUCCAGUGGAUCAGACGGUUCUUGCUGAUGAGCAGGUGGAUGAGAGCGGUCGCUCAUGGAGAUCUGGAGCUGCUGUGGAACAGAAGCUCCUCAAGCAGUGGUUUAUCAAAACUACCAACUAUGCCAAGCCCCUCUUGGAUGCUUUGGCUGAUCUCCCAGAAUGGUAUGGAGUCAAAGGCAUGCAGGCCAAUUGGAUUGGUGACUGUUCCGGCUGCUUCUUCAACCACACAUUGAAGGUGGAUGGUCAAGACACAGGGGAGGUGUUAUCUGCAUACACCUUUUCUCCAGAGGCUGUGUUUGGAGCAGCCUACAUCUCCAUCCUACCGUCACACAGGCUGCUGCAUGGCUCCAGUGCCCUCAAACCAGCUCUGCUCAGAGCGCUGAGACCUGGGAGAGACAGCUUGACUGAGGUCACAGCUCUCAACAUGUUGACCGGUCGUGAGGUUCCAGUGAUCAUCUCCGCCAGGAAUGAGUUCCACGGACAUCUGGACACUGUGAUAGGCAUCCCAGACAGCAGUGUGGAGGAUAUGAAUGUGGCUCAGUCUCUGGGUGUGAAGUGGAAUUCUGUUCUAAAGACAGAAGAAGAUGAUUCACAGACUCUGAUCAACUCAGAUGAGUUUACAGGUCAAAGCCGGGGGGAUGCAUUUAAGUCUGUUACCCAGAAAGCCCGGGAGAGAAACGUUGGUGGUUACCUCACUAGUACAAAGCUGCGUGAUUGGCUGAUAUCAAGGCAGCGGUACUGGGGCACACCCAUUCCCAUAGUGCACUGCGGUUCAUGUGGGCCUGUGGCUCUUCCGGUUGAAGACCUGCCUGUCACGCUACCUAAAGUACCCUUCCUUAAAGGGAAAGGAGCAUCACCCUUAAAGAUGGCACAGGAUUGGCUGAGAUGCCAGUGUCCAAGGUGUAAAGGUCCAGCGGAGAGGGAAACAGACACCAUGGACACAUUUGUCGACUCGUCCUGGUACUAUUUCAGAUACACUGACCCACACAACCUGCUGAGACCUUUCGAUCGCUCUCAGGCGGAUCAUUGGAUGCCAGUGGAUGUGUACAUCGGAGGGAAGGAGCAUGCUGUCAUGCAUCUGUACUACGCCCGAUUCCUCAGUCACUUCUGCAGAGAUCUGGGCAUGGUUUCAUAUAGGGAGCCCUUCAAGAAACUGCUGGUACAGGGUCUAAUAAAGGGCCAGACGUUCAGGGUGGCAGAGACUGGACAGUACCUGAAAAAAGAUGACAUUGAUUUCACAGGUUCAGAGCCCGUUCAGAGGGACACCGGCAGCCCACUGCAGGUCACGUGGGAGAAGAUGAGUAAAUCCAAACACAACGGCCUGGACCCGCAGGAGGUGGUGCAGCAGUACGGCAUUGACACCAUGAGACUCUACAUCCUGUAUGCUGCUCCACCCGAGCAGGAUAUCUUAUGGGACGUCAAGACUGAUGCUAUCCCAGGUGUGUUACGAUGGCAGGCCCGUCUGUGGGGGCUGGUCACUAAACUGAGAACUGUACGAGAGGGGCACGAGGUGCCCAACCCCUCCAUCCUGAACAAGAGAGAGCGCUCAGAGGCUCAGAAUAUCUGGAAGAACAAAAACUACACCAUCACACAGGUCACAGGUCACUUCACAGAAGACUUCCUGUUUAAUGCAGCCAUCUCUCGACUCAUGGGUUUGACCAACACACUCUCACAAGCUUCAUCUCGAGUAGUUCUGCACAGCGUGGAGUUCGAGGAGGCUUUGGCGUCGCUGUGUGUGAUGGCUGCACCCAUGUGUCCACACUUAGCUUCUGAACUCUGGGCAGGUAUGUCUCAGGUGAGGAAUCCUUUAGGAAGCAUGCUGUCUCGGAAAGGAGAUGUUCUUCAACAGCACUGGCCUAGUGUUGACCCAGAGUACCUACAAACCCCUGACACGCUCCAGGUGUCUGUACGGAUCAAUAAUAAGGUGUGUGGGAGUGUAUCUGUACCUCAUGAUGUGGCUCAGGAUGCACAGAAGGUUCAGGAGCUGGUGAUGGAGAGUCCUCUGGGCGCUCGCCUUCUUUCUGACCGCAUCAUUAGGAAAGCCAUACUCUCACCCAGAACUGCUCUCAUUAACUUCCUGGUGGACGAAUGACACAGCUAGAAUCGAUGUGCCUUACAGGGGUUUUGCUAUCAGAAUGAACUGCCUGUGAAAAUCCCAAGUCUCUUAUAUCCAAAGGAAAACAUCUGGUUUAACAUUAAAUCAAAAGGGAGCAAAAAUGGACAUCAUUUAUUGGAAGUUUCAGAUGAUGUUUUGAAGACUUAGUUUGACUAUUUAACUGUUUGUCUGAUGAUGACUUUGCUCUUUGUUGCUAAAAUUUUUCUGUAACACUCCUCUCCACAAUAUGUAUAUAUAUAUUGUUUUUGAAAGCCUGUGAUUCUGACUCUGUUUGCUCUAUGUUUGCUCUAGAGUUUCAAAGGGUUAGGCCAAUUUUAUUUUGUUUUAAAGAUAUUUUUCUGCAAAACAAGUUAUAUACUCAUUAUCAAAACAUUGUUAUUGCAGUGUUUAUGGUUUUUUCAGGUGUUUGGGAUGCCAGCAUCACUAUCACAUUGUUUUGCCCAGCCCUACCUCUCAUCCCUUCCUAGAGGAUAGUCUGGCAGUGUGAGUGUUGUGUACUGAGCUAUUUCUAAACUCCCAGUUUUAGCCUGGCAUUAAAACACCUCUAACAGACCUGCACUACUGCCUGAAAUGGAGAUGUGGAGACUAUGCUGUACUUUCAGACACAGUCAGAUUCUUGCCAGCUCUCAUAACCAACGUCUCUCGCUGACAAGAUUGAACCCCCAUUUAGGUGACUCACUCUUACCGGAAUGAGUGCUCGAGGUCUAUCACUGUCUCAAAUAGCUUAGCAAAGUACAUGAAAGGUCUACUGUUCAGCUAAGUAGUAGUCAUUGUGUGUGUCGCUCCAUCAUGUAUAUCCAAAAAUAUCCAAAAGUUGAGAACAUUUUAAUCCAUUGACCAAUUUCAGAAAAGGGUGUCAAGUUGUGCUUUCGGAAAUUCAAUUCCCUGCAAUCCUGCUGGACUUGAAACUGACCUGGCACUGUCCACACCCUCAAGACAGAUCUUACUAAUUCCUGUCGGUCAAACCUUACCAACAUUUAUGUUCUGGGCAGACAUGGUCUCAUAAAAAAAAAAAAAAGGAACAUACUACCCUUCUAGGAACACUUGUUCAAGUGCAUAUUUUGAUUACGUAACUUAGUAGCUAAGGAAGUCUGCCCAGUAAUAAAAAAAAAUAAAAAAAUGCAUGUCCUUCAUCAUUUUGGAGCUAUCACUAUAGGAAGAGAAGUGUUGGCCCACAUUACACCAUAGGUUGCCCCAUAUAGCACCACUUAACAAUGAUGAAAACACUAAUUGACAACAGACCAUUAAAUGUUAAUUGAAAACUAAAGCACAUCCAAAGUUUGGUAACAAAAAAAUACAAUUAGUUCAAAAGCAUCACCCUAGGGUUCUGUUUCUAAACUGUCAUUGGAGUAAAAAGGUUCUAUGUAAUAUAAAGUACAUGACUUGAAAUGUAUGAAAUACUAUGAUAGUAACAUUCAUAAACUGCCCAGCUGCUGAAAUUGCUGUGCUUUCUAUGAAUAUUAAAAGUCAUUUUGAUCAAUAUUAUUUGUCAUCAAUUUGGUUGGCCAGUGUCCUUGUCUAUUUCUGGUUCCUUUGCUAUGAUAGGCUGUAUUGGCAACCCAAUCUCAAGACAAGUCAUAAUAAUAUUACAAGAUGGCAAAGUUGUAUGAGUGGGUUCAUAUAAAACUAAACACAUUUUAUUCCCAUACAGGAAUAUAAAUUAUCCAACAAUGUUAGAACAAAGUUAUUAUAAUUUUUCCAAACUUUAACACCAAACCUAACUAUAAAAUCUAACCACCCCUUAAUAAAACCCUAAACCUAACAAUGAUUUUAAAAGGAAAAUAAGUCUCUAAUAAUUAUAGAUUUAAUUAUUUUGUGUAUCAUGGAAGAAAGAAAACCGCAGUGGCAUUUGGAACGAGACAAGGGAAGUGUAUUCCAGGUUAUUGAUAUAUCAUACAUCAGUCAAUUACAUUCAUAAAUUUGAAAUGAGGAACAAAAUUUGUCUGCAGACUUUUCCAUUCUUAAAAUAAUGUGUUGGAAAUGAGGCUAGCUAAAAUGUUAUGCCUGUAUUGCAUUGAUUAGAAAUUCUGUUUGAUGAUUGGCUGUAUCUAUAAAAGUCAUACAGUAUCUUGCGAGUUGUCCUAAGAUGACGUUGGUAUUGCUUUAAAGUGGCAUUCAUUUGACACUUUGUAACAAUUUUGAAUGAAUGUGGUAAAAGUGAUAUUGAACUGUGCUCAACUAACCUGGAACUACUUCAUAGCCAUUCAGUUAUAUAAAAUGAAUUAACGCCUUGGAAUGUCUGUCAGUCAUUUUGAAUCAAAUAAACUGAAGAUAAUGUAUAGAUGUCUUUGUCUUUUAAAGUUCUAUUGCGGUCCUGUUAGAAAGCUUUAGAAAUGGCCAUCAUUCCCUUUGGAAAUGACAGCGGAGGGAAUUGAGUAAUCACAUUUCAACACUGGCGUAAUCUUGUCCCUUUUCUCUGUCUUGGCAGCCCAACCCAAUGACAACAUUAACUGAUACCAUGCUUGAGUUAGCGCCUCUUUAAAUGGUGAUGACUGUUUCUCGUUAUAUGUUGAGUGCUUGACCUUCUCUAAAAGCAUCAGAGAAUAUGUAUCUCUGCACUUGAGGGAGCAAAAUGUUGAGAAUUGACACAAAGGUAGCCUUUCAUAUCAAGUGAAGUGUCAGGCCUUCAGGGCAUUGAUGUCCUGAGACACUACCUGACAGUACCUCUAUUGUUCAGGGACGUUCUUUACCAUGUUACUCAGUAACCACGCAUAAUUCAGUCUGAAAUAGAUCUCCACCGCUGCCCCUAAUGGCAGUCUUUUGCAUGUGACUCACUUAUAAAGCGCUGUUGAAUACAUUUCCCAGAAGUCCCAUUCUCAUCAAAAGACUUUAGACUUAGACAUUAAAGACUUUGACUUUAAAAGAAAGAAGGAUUUAUUUUUUCCUUGUUUAUGAGCUGGAUAUUUUUGCCAUUGUAUUUUCGUGUGUAUCGUGUCAUAUAUAUUGUUUUACUCUACUCACAUUUAAGCACGGUCAUGUGUUUAUGCUAAAAACACCCCAAAACACAUUAACAACUGCAUAGCAACACCCCUACAAUAACCCACAAUUACCUAACAUUGUGGUGGUGAGUUUUGCACAGGUAAGCACUGCUCAUAUUUUCACAAAACCUCUGAUUAGGGCAUUUGACUUUGGAUUAGUCAUGUCCUGAGUUGUCAAGAUAAGUUUGCAGAACAGACAGAAUCUGAUUCGAAAUCAGCACUUCUCAGUAAAGACUGUUUGGUUCUGUCUCUCUAUUUGAGUCGCAGAUCCAUUUGUGAAACCUCAUUUACUCAUUUACUCACCCUGAUGAUAACCCAUGUGUCUAUGACUUUCUUCUUAUUUGUCUGUGGAACGUUGUUCUCAAAGUGCUGGAUUAUUUGCUGAAGCAUGUGUUGGCAAAUUGACAAGUCUUGAAUGAACCUUGAUCUUGAAGGCUGCUCCCUAUAUAUACGAUUGCCUCACCUGUGUAACAUCUGUUUCACAUCACCUUGUUAUUUCAACUCUUCAAAUUGUUAUUAGUCUUAAAUUGCUCCUGUCUCAAAUUUUUUGAAGAUUGUUGCAAUCAUCUGAUUUGAAUUGACUGUACAUUUUCAAAAAACAAUGAAAUUCACAAGGUAAAACUUCAUAUUAUAUGUAGUUGUAGAGCUUUCAAUAUAGCAAAGAGUGAAUGUAAUUUACAAAUCACUCCUUUUUGUAUUUAUUAGCAUUUUUCACA
Molecule: messenger RNA, 6594 nt
Organism: Xyrauchen texanus (razorback sucker)
Lineage: Eukaryota; Metazoa; Chordata; Actinopteri; Cypriniformes; Catostomidae
Gene: lars2
Product: leucyl-tRNA synthetase 2, mitochondrial
Exons: 21
Coding region: 195-2876 (893 amino acids)
Biological process (GO): leucyl-tRNA aminoacylation; mitochondrial translation
Cellular component (GO): mitochondrion
Molecular function (GO): leucine-tRNA ligase activity; ATP binding; aminoacyl-tRNA deacylase activity
Source: RefSeq, a predicted model, not a curated record